Molecule: messenger RNA, 291 nt
Organism: Chlorella variabilis
Lineage: Eukaryota; Viridiplantae; Chlorophyta; Trebouxiophyceae; Chlorellales; Chlorellaceae
Exons: 3
Coding region: 1-291 (96 amino acids)
Cellular component (GO): mitochondrial membrane
Source: RefSeq, a predicted model, not a curated record
AUGGCGCCGCCGCGGCAGGGUGUGCACCCCUUCCUGCGUGCCGGCGUGCCGCUGCUGGGCCUCACCAUUGGCGGCUUCCUGGGCCUGAAGUUCUUCGUGCAGGGCCGGCUGGACGUGCAGGAUGCACAGGCGCGGGAGCUGGACCUGCGAGCGCCCGUCUCCAAGCAGCGCGCCAAGAGGUUCAACCUGGAGGAGGAGCUGGCGCGGCUCAAGGGCGAGGUGGACCUGGAGCAUUACGAGAACAAGCCGGUGCCGCGCCCAAAGCAGCUGGCGGAGGGCGAGGACGGUUGA